Messenger RNA from Helicoverpa armigera (cotton bollworm), 4122 nucleotides. RefSeq names its product neuroligin-4, Y-linked. The coding region runs from base 371 to 3355 and encodes 994 amino acids. Gene Ontology annotation, biological process: chemical synaptic transmission; presynaptic membrane assembly; modulation of chemical synaptic transmission. The transcript has 11 exons. Gene Ontology annotation, molecular function: neurexin family protein binding; signaling receptor activity. The record is from RefSeq and is a predicted model, not a curated record. Lineage: Eukaryota; Metazoa; Arthropoda; Insecta; Lepidoptera; Noctuidae. Gene Ontology annotation, cellular component: postsynaptic membrane; plasma membrane; cell surface.
ACGGCCCGGCCCGUUCAGUGUACACCGAACGUUUGAGACCCUCGGUUCGGCGCAAUUUCUCCCAAAAAGCACGUGCGUGAGGGAAAAAAUUGCCAAAAUAUAGACAUAGUGAUCGUUGUGACGGACAAACAGUCCAGUGCAGUGUUACAGUUGAUUUAGUGUGUUUAAACUAGUGUUUUGUGAACAGUGUUCCAGUGAUUUGUUCGUUCCCGCGGGGCUUACUAUAUUUACCAAAAUGGCCGCUAUAACGCAAGACCCACAAAAUAAACCCUAACCAAGGAUGUCAUAACAACAAAUCAAAUGAAUUCACAAGAAAAUAAAAGGGAAACAUAAUAAAGACAUGGGUGUACAAAGGUGAUAUUCACAGAAAAUGGACACCCAUAAACUGCCACUACACAUUUGCAAUUCAAUAAAACAGUAUAUGGUAAACAUAGAUGUAAUUUCGAGAAUAGUAAAGAUUCACUUCCUAAAGAUAAACCAACAGAAGAGAAAGUUAGCGAUACAAAUCGGACUACAGGAGAAGUUAAAGAUAAUAGUGCUACUAAUUUUACUGAUGUCACAAAAUUCAGAUUGCAACGGUUUUGGUGGCCGAAAUUCUAUGCUAAGAACAAGGGUGAUUGGAACUCGUUACGGGAAGCUUCAAGGAAUAAUUUUACCUAUGGAUCAACAUAAAUACUUGAAACCGGUGGAGGCGUAUCUUGGCGUUCCAUAUGCGACGCCACCAACGGGGUCAAACAGGUUUGCGCCAACGCGAGCACCAGCUCCCUGGGAUGACGUAAAGACUGUGGACCAAAUGGGUCCGGUCUGUCCUCAAAGACUGCCUGAUAUCUCCAACGAGACGCUGGCUUUGGAGAGGAUGCCUAAAGGCAGGCUGGAGUACUUGAGAAGACUGCUGCCCAGGCUAAAGAAUCAGAGUGAAGACUGCCUGUAUAUGAACAUCUAUACGCCAGUUCAAGUUGGCCCUACACUCCAAGCGAAGUAUCCAGUAGUCAUCUUCAUCCAUGGUGAAUCUUUCGAGUGGAACUCUGGCAACGUGUACGACGGUUCUGUCUUAGCCAGUUACGGCGGCAUGGUUGUCAUCACAAUUAAUUACAGGCUUGGUAUUUUGGGUUUCUUAAACGCGAAUCCAAUACCUCACCUAAAAGCUCGAGUGGCGAACUACGGCCUGAUGGAUCAGAUAGCAGCCUUGCAUUGGGUGCAACAGAAUAUUGCCCUGUUCGGCGGUGAUGCUGGCAAUGUCACUAUGUUAGGACAUGGCUCUGGGGCCGCCUGUAUUAAUUUUCUGAUGAUUUCGCCUACUGUUAUGCCUGGACUAUUCCAUCGCUCAAUUCUUCUAUCAGGCUCAGCACUCAGUUCUUGGGCACUAGUCGAAGACCCUGUCAGUUUUUCCGUCCAAUUAGCAAAACAGGCUAACUGCACGCUUCCAGAAGACAUUGUAAAAGACCACGAGCUCAUAGUAGACUGCCUUAGAGAAGUACCCUUAGAUGAACUAAUGUCUGCAGAAAUUAGUACCCCAAGUUACUUGACUGCCUUUGGACCUUCAGUAGACGGUGUGGUAGUCAAAACCGAUUAUGCAAAAGAGCUUCUUACAUUCUUCAUACCAAAUGACCUUCAAGGUUUUUCGAGCGUAUCAGGAGUAAAUAACCUUAAAGCUGAUAAAAGGAGCGGAGAAAGAAUGUUUGGCAUAAGGGGAGGACAAAACAAGUAUGAUCUUCUCUUCGGAGUCGUAACUAGCGAAGCCCUUUGGAAAUUUUCGGCUCAGGACAUACAAAACGGGUUCGAAGGUGAAAGAAGGGAUAGAAUAAUAAGGACAUACGUCAGGAACGCAUACACAUAUCAUUUGAGUGAAAUAUUCUUCACAAUCGUGAACGAGUACACGGACUGGGAGAGGACCGUUCAGCAUCCAAUAAACACCAGAGACGCAGCAGUAUUAGCUCUCUCAGAUGCUCAAUACGUGGCUCCUCUGGUCCAGACAGGAGACUUCCUCAGCUCGCCAGACACCUCGCCCAGGACCUUCUUCUACGUGUUCGACUACCAGACCAAAGAUGGGGAUUAUCCUCAGGUGAGGCGUAUGGGAUCAGUACACGGCGAAGAGUUACCGUACUUAUUCGGGGCCCCAUUAGUGGAGGGUUUAGGCCAUUUUCCAAGGAACUAUACGAAAUCUGAAGUGGCCCUGUCUGAGGCUUUCAUACUGUAUAUGGCUAAUUUUGCGAGGACCGGGAACCCAAAUGAAGUUCAUCGGCAAGAAUCAGUGCUGCCAAUAUCACGGGAGAGGAAUAAGUACAAGAGCAUACUGUGGGACGAGUAUGACACACUUUACCAAAAGUAUUUGGAAAUCGGUAUGAAACCGCGGAUGAAAAACCAUUAUAGGGCACAUCAGCUGUCCGUGUGGUUACGCUUGAUCCCGGAAAUCCACCGCGCCGGGAUGAAAGACGUGGUCGCUAAACACAACCUUUUUAGGAACCACAACGACCCUGAGUUGUACGACGGGCUCGUGAGGCCGGACCCACUCACACGGGCGAACUACUUCGACCCUACGAUGGAGCUGUACCGCAAACCGACCUACAACCUCACAUUAGACAUACCGUCCACUACGAUGGACACUUACGUCACGACCUGCAUUAGUGUGAUGUCCGCGCGACCAGGGUCCGCUGUCACACAGAGCCAAGUACCCAACAACACACACACGCAAGACGUCUCUAACUUAGAGGUGGCGGGCUACACCGCAUACUCCACAGCUCUAAGCGUCACCAUAGCUAUAGGAUGCUCACUUCUUAUUCUAAACGUCCUAAUAUUCGCCGGUGUCUACUACCAAAGAGAUAAAACAAGACUGCAAGUAAAAGCACUCCAGCAACAACAGAAAAGGAACCAUAACUCAACGUUCGAUAGCGUAUCGUCGAAGCAUCCCCAUUACUUCGUCGGACACUCGCAAAGCUCGAGCACGAUUGUAGACAUCGAUCAUCAGGACAAAAACGCGAUAAUCGCAAUGACAAAUCGAGUUCCCCACUUCACUACAGCGAACUGCCCGAACGUUUGUCACACCGGGAUACAAAUGUCGAAUUUGUCGCAGAAAUCGAGCCCGCCAACAAAUAGGGGACAAUGUACGACGUUGCCGAGGAAAGUGGGGUUCAGUUAUCAGCAGAAUCAGAUAUGUAAUGCGUCCAAUUGUAUGACGCUACCUAAGAACGCGACUUUUAUGAGCAGUGCGGGGAAUUUGCCUGACGUGCAAGCUCAGACGGGGCAGUCUCAAGGGCCCGGCAACGGGUCCGUGCUCCCCCCGCCGUCUUCGCCCCCCUCCCAGCACUUCUCGCAGUCUCGGGUUCCGCAGGCGGCGAUGUCUGAAAUGAACGUAUGAGACAUGGAAGAUAUUUACAAUUAUGUGUAAAGUGACGAUCGGAACAUUGAGUGAGUGUCACGGGACAAGCCAUGGUUGUAAAUAUCGAACUAAAGCAGUGUAUAUACGAUGUUAACUUUAUGUAAUAAUUAUGUAAUACAGGUAACGUUUUAAGUAUUCAUAGGUGUAAUUAUUGUAAUUAUAGGUUUCUGAAUAAAUUGUAAUUUUUUUAAAAGGAUAAUCCAAUUUUUCAGAAAUCGAAAUAAACGAAUCUGUAAAUUUUGUCAUUUUCGUUGAUCAUGUAAAUAUAAUUAUUGUAAUAUCAUCGCCAUUCAAAAUGGAUGACAGAGGAGAAAAAAAUGAUAAAGUCUUCAAUCUCAUUAUGGAUAACAAUGCAAUUAAAUAUGAAAAUUUUGAAAUGAGUUCUAAUCACGAACUGUGUGUUGGGCAAAUCAAAUCAUGCAGCAAAAAUAACAUACAUAUUGUUACUUCACUUAGUACCGUCAUUGAAAAUGACUAUUGUAAAUAAAUUAGAAUCUUAAAGACUGUAUACUUACAAUAAGAUAAUCUCAGUUUAAAGGGCCAUGUGACACAGACCAUUAACUUCGUUUUUUGCGUACUUUCUUUAGAAUGCCAAAGUGUCAGCAUUAGGAAGUUUUUAAAACGGCGAAUUAUCCUUAUUUUCCUGUCUAAGUACGUGCUUGGAACUUUCUUGAGUAAAAAAGGAAUUUUAUUUCAUUUAUACGACGAACCUAACAGAGUAUUAAAUUGAGGGCCUAGAAAAAAAG